Messenger RNA from Penaeus chinensis, 5736 nucleotides. RefSeq names its product spondin-1-like. The record is from RefSeq and is a predicted model, not a curated record. Gene Ontology annotation, biological process: cell adhesion. The transcript is spliced from 18 exons. NCBI's taxonomy places the organism in Eukaryota, Metazoa, Arthropoda, Malacostraca, Decapoda, Penaeidae. Gene Ontology annotation, molecular function: serine-type endopeptidase inhibitor activity. Gene Ontology annotation, cellular component: extracellular matrix. Bases 1 to 2448 code for a protein of 815 amino acids.
AUGACCCUUACGAAGCCUAGGGUUUUGAAGCGAUAUUUCCAUGCGCCGCCGCUGCCUGGUGACGACGAGAGAUGGGAUGGUGAAUGGGAGCCGGAGAUCAUCCACGACUGUUUCGCUUGUGAUGAGGCCAAGUAUGAGGUGACCUUCGAGGGUCUGUGGUCGCGACACACGCACCCGAAGGACUUCCCGGACAACGAGUGGCUGACGCACUUCUCCGACAUCAUCGGCGCCUCGCACUCGUCCAACUACCGCGUCUGGGAGUAUGGAGGAUACGCCUCCGAUGGCCUCAGGCAGGUGGCCGAGUGGGGCUCUACUCGCACUCUCGAGAGCGAACUCAAGACGAAGAGCGACCACAUCCGGACCAUCAUCAAGGCCCGCGGUCUCUGGUACCCAAACGUCAACGGCAAAACCUUCGCCGUUUUUCGCGUUGACAACCGGCACCAUCUCAUGUCCUUGGUGUCCAUGCUGGGACCUUCUCCUGACUGGAUUGUAGGAGUGUCUGCCCUGGAGCUUUGCCUGAGGAACGGGUCUUGGCUGAACGAGAAGACGCUUAACCUGUAUCCUUGGGACGCGGGCACGGAUUCAGGAGUGUCGUAUGAGGCUGCCAACACGCCAACCAUCCCGAGGGAGAAGAUUCGUCGGAUUACCACCAGUUACCCGAACGACCCGAAUUCUCCCUUCUACGACCCCAGCGGAAAGGAUAUGAAGCCCUUGGCACGGAUCACCAUCACCCGUCAGCGUGUCUACGAGAAAUCUUGCACCGAAACCCACGGGACUUAUGAUGAUUACGACCUCAAUGACUUCGAGGAGAGCGACGAAGAUGCUAACAGACCCGAGUGCCAGGUAACCGACUGGUCGCCCUUCUCCGAGUGCUCCGCCUCCUGUGGCAAGGGACUGAGGAUGAGGACGAGGUCGUACUUGAUGCCCAUGAAAGCAGAUAUGAUGGGAUGCAGGAGGCAGCUCGAGGAGAAGGAGAUGUGCCUGGCCAAGCAGCCCACGUGUCCUCAUGGCGGGUUCAUGCAGUAUUUUGAUGAGUUUUCUCCCCGGAUGUGCGCUACUUCUGAAUGGUCGCCGUGGACUUCCUGCCCAGUCACCUGCGGGAAGUCACAACGCAUGCGCAGUCGACGCUACGAAAAACACAUGGACAGGAAGAAGUGUAACAAGGAGCUGGUGGAGAAGGAACAAUGCAUGGCUGAUAUCCUGGAAUGCGUGGAGCCAGAGGAGGAGAUCAGCCCCGAGUGCGCUGUGACGCAAUGGACCGACUGGUCUCCGUGCACAAGGACCUGCGGCGAAGGAACGAUGUCUCGCCACCGCAUUCCUUUCACCCAGAGCUUCGAGCAUUGCAACGUCCGCACCAAUGACGUCAAGAAGUGCAGCGAGCGUAUCAAUUGCACGAUUCACCCGUCGGAGAGAGAAGAGGUGUGCCUGCAGGAGAGAGAGGAAGGACCCUGUCGCGCCGUCCUGAAGCGGUUCUAUUACGACGUGGACCACCAGCAGUGUCGUCAGUUCACGUACGGAGGCUGCAAGGGAAACAGGAAUAACUUCGAGACCUAUGACGAGUGUGCGCAGGCGUGCGAGUUCAAGCCUCGCCCAUCUCCCUUGCCUACCCAUCGCCCCACAAUCCCCACUCGGAACCGCGUGGCCGACGUCGACUGCCAGGUCAGUCCGUGGAGCGAGUGGAGCAGCUGCUCCAAAACCUGCGGCAAGGGAUGGGUUAGCAAGACUAGGGAGAUUCUGGUCUUCCCUCAGCACGGCGGCCGCCCGUGCCCCAAGAAACUCAUAAGAAGACGCAAGUGCAUCAACCCCAAGUGCAACGACGGCUACAACGGCCUCCAGAGCAUGAGUCUCCACCGCGAGGUCCCGCACGAGGCCGCCCCCCGCCAGCCGACCGAGGACAACCACAGCUACAAGGAGUCCUACCUGCCCUACCCCGAGACCAGUCACCACCGCCUGUACCCCGAGACCAACCCCGCCUACGCCGAGACCAGCCACCACCUCUACCCGGAGACCAACCAGGCCUACCACGAGACGGAGCGGCCCUACCACGAGAACUACCACACCUACAGGGAGGGCUACCGACCCCCCGUCCAAGAGCAAGGGCCAGACCACCCCUUCCCGACGACCUCCUCCUACUACCCCUACGAGUACCUGGCGCCCUCGCUCUUCAACCCGCCCCCCCUCAACGCCGGCGUCGAGGACACCCGCGAGGCGGUGGAUGACGGCGAAAAGGUCGACUGCGUGAUGGGCGAAUGGGGCCCGUGGUCGCCCUGCACCCACUCCUGCGGAUCCGACGCGUUGCAGCAGCGUUCGCGCACCGUGAUCGCCGAGCCAAGGAACGGAGGGAAGGGGUGUGACGAUCGCUUGCAACGCCGGUAUUGCACGCUGCCCCCCUGCCCUCAUCCUAGGUAUGUAGAUUUCAGGUCCAUACCAUGGAGUAUAAAGUAUUAAAUAAAAAGGAAAAUUAAGGUGUCAUACAGGAGGAAACAGCAAAAGGCUGAGGGUGGAUCGGCAACUUGCAAGAGGGGAUUCAUCCACAUACUCAUCUGCAACUCUGAAGAAGAAAAGACUCACACACAAACUAAAAUACUCAUCAUGAGUGAACUUGGAUGACCUAUGAUGGCUGUAGUUAAUGAGCUCGUUUUGUGGUUGAGAUUAGGAAGAGAAAUGAAAGAGAGAGAGAUAUAAUAAAAGAGAAAGAAGGAAAGUGAGUGGGGAAGAGAACGAGAGAAAACAAAGGAAUCCAAGAUCUGGGUUUUUCGUUCUUCGGAAAUGGAGAUUUAAUUUAAAAUCAUUAAGUGUUACAUUGGCCAUGUUUAGGACCUUCUAAACCUGAUGUAUUAUGAAAAGGGAUAGUUUUAAUUUCUAUCAAUUUGCUGUUUUAUUUUGUUUACGAGAAAUUUGUUUACAAAAAAAUAUAAUAGCCUUUUAAUACAUAUUACACUAGCAUCAACAAAAAUUACAUUUCCAAGGAACCAACAAAAAAUCGUAAAUUGUGUCCUACAACAAUGACAUUCGACAGGCACAACAAAGGACAUAAUCCUAAAUCAUGAACAACCUGACAUUCAUUAAAAGAAUAAAUGACAAAUCGUACAACAAAAACAAAAAAACGCACUUUGAAUCCCAAAAUAAUAGAGUCACAUGAACUGUACGCCGAAAAACACAUUCUUAAAACAACAAAAACACAUCUUAAAUUCUACAACAAAGAAAUUGAAUCGUACAUUAUUCCGGGGAUGGAUUCUCUUUGACGAAUGGAUCGCGUCUGUCUCGCCCAGAGUGUCAUCAUGCAGAGGAGAGGGACGGCGUGAAACAUGCUUCCAGAAUAUAUAAGAAGAGAGAGAGAGGAUAGAUAGUCAAGGAGAUAAGAAGAAAGUAACGAUAGUGAACAGGUGCACAUUGCGAGAAACAGAAGGAAAGGGGAAAGGGUAUGACGUAGGAGGAAAAGUCGAGAAUAUGGAUAAGGAUACACGUUAUGUGAAGGAACAGGAAGGUUGUACAUUGACUCGCCACUCCAAGUCUCGCCAGCGAACCAUUCUGCAUUUACCCAUUUUUAAAAGAUGUCCCUUUUGUUUUUGUUCUUUCUUUUUCUUUUUUGAGUUGCGCCUCAGAUAAGGGCAUAUCCCACCGCAAGGACAGUGUUGUCACUCCUUUAAUGUACAUAGACAUUUCGGCUUCCCCCCCCCCCCCCCCCUCAGUAGAGUGCAAGAUUGACGAGGCUCAUAAGAAGGACCAUUUGAGUCUCCUUUUCCAUUAUUGUGUAUACGUCAGCUGCUGCUUGCACGACGCCCCCAAGAGUUUGUAUCAUAGUGAAUUUUAGACUUAGAGAUCGAACGGCGGUGAAUAAUCGUUCGUAUUUUUGGGUUUCUUUUCUUUCCAUUUCCGAUUCUAGAACGAAGCGAAGCAUAAUUCGUGGUUUCCCCUCGAGAUGCACCUUUCCCCUCGUCCCUGGCGGUGAAGGGAGGUCUCGUUGGGGCCAAAGUCUGGGUCAAGAGGUUUUUUAACACACAUCCUAGAGGACGCUAGAGUGUCCUGUGCAACUAACACAGAGAGGGAAAGCUCGGCUACAGGUCCUCCUCGGUCAGGUCAGGUUUCGCCAGGUCAGGACCGAGAGACUAUCUACUCACAUACAAGUACUACCUGUGCUCGUGGGAUAUCACUUGUCAACAGAGGUGGAUUGAGGUUUUACAAACCUGUCUUUUUCCUUGCAUUUCGGAUAUAUACACCUAGAGACACAUAUCCAUAUUGAAGCGGUAUAUAUUCGCUUAUAUUUACCCACUAUGUUUAUUUUUACUUACCCCUAGACACUCAAUCACCCGGAGACAGUUUACACUCGGCCACUCUUCUCAAAAAGAACAGUUCACUCUAACUGCCUUCCUUAACAAAGCAGUUCAAACUCAACCUCCUCCGCUACAGUAACAGCUGGAGCUCAGCCUCUCCCCCACAACAACAGUUCCUUGCAAAAGAGAACGACAUCCCGCCGUGUUAGCUCUAGUAACGCGUGUGUUUGAGCAUAGAAAAGAAGUGCCAUAAUUAUAUCGUCUCCUUAUAGAGGCGCUGGAAUGUUUUAUAGAGACUGUUUUUCUCUUGAUAUUUUUUUUCUGUUUGUCUCUUUCACAAACGUAAAUAGACUUUUAAGAUAUUUUAGCAUCGGUUUAAGUUGAAUUAGUAAGACUAACGCCAGUGAUGUAAAAUUGCUCCGAAUUGGCCUUCCUCAAGGACAGCUUUGGAAUCUAUUUCAUGGCAAUAUAUAGUUAUUCUUGUAUUCUCCGGUCUGUACUAAUACACAUAUGAGUGAUAUAUUUAGGGGUUUAUCAGUGAUAUCAAUGUCAUAUUUUAUAAUACAUACUAAUCUCAGCACUGCCUAAAGGUUACUUCAGUGACACAUGAUAGAUAUAUGCAACACCCUGAGUUCACUUCCAGAGCUAUAAAGUCGAAAAUUCCUGGGUGUGUUUUUUAGUUGAGAUCUGCGAAUGGCCCAAACUACAUCGAUGUUGAUUUUUUUCGAUUUCGUUUUCUAAAUUGGCAAACUGAUACCUUUGGAAUAUAGAAAUGGAUGUUGUGUAUGGAUAGUGUUAAUAUUAAUAGCAUGCGUGCAUGACACUGUAUUAAAUACAUAAGUAUAGCUUCUUGUAAUAUUACGUAAUUCUAUGAUUUUCGUUCCUCAGUUUCGUUAACAUGAAAUGAGGGACGUUUGUAAUCUAAUUUACAAGAGAGCAUUGAUAUGACUUUUUGUUGUUUUUUUCUUUUUGCAAUUAUAAUUUUCUCUUUUACUUUUUAUGAAACCAAAUACGCAAGCAGUCACUCAAAACGCUAGAUAUGUUUUUGAAAAUAUUUAAGUACAGUUUCCUUUUGGUUAAUCAGGCUCUUUGAGGCAAUAUCAAAAGAUAAACAUUUGCAUAUUUUCAGACAUUUGCAAGCCGUUAGAAAUACAUAGCUGAGAAAAGAAAAAAAAACAUUGGAACAUAAAUAAAACCGAGAGGGGAAAGGGAGUUUAAAAUUACCCGAAACAAAACAAAAACAAAAAAUAACAACAAUAACUGAAAAAAUAAAGAAGACAGAAUAGUAUAUUUAUAAAAAAGUGAAUAAUGACUUUAGGAUUCAUCAGGUUUGUAGUUCAGGAGUAAAGCUAUUGUAGUAGACUGUCAACAUUUCGACGUAAAAAAAAAGUAAUAAUUACUAACGUCGCCUUUCUUGUAAAGUACAUAUCUUGCCAUAUCAAAAUAAAGAAUUGUAUCUUUA